AUGCGGCACGCUCAAGCUGCGGGUCGGCGGUCUUUCAGGCCAACCAGAUCUCAAGAUGAAGCAUAUCGGCCCCACCCGGUCGAAGGAACGGCGUCCCGCAGCUCGGCUCCGUCGGACAUCGUGUCGCGCGACAGUGCCAUCGCCAUGUCGGAACGGCGAAACAGUUACGAGAUGGCGAUGCGAGUGCCGCUGGCCGUGGCCCGGAACGGAGCGGGUUUCGUGCCGGCCCCUGCCAUUCCAGCGACCAGAAGCCCUCGACUGCACAGGCAGACUCGAGUCGUCCGGAGUCCCAGCGGUGAGAUCGUGACCUGUGUGGAACCCGUGUCUCCCGAUUCCAGUAGGGGCCCGAGGCAUUCGACUUCCUCCCAUGAGGACUUCAUGCAGAGUGACGUGGGGAGGCGCGUUCGUCCGUCGCUCACUCCCCUUCAAGACGAAGGAGAGCUGCCGCCUGGAACACCCCCGAUCCCCGAGCAUCUCCUGGGGACUCCCAUACAAGACGUGGAUCCCACGCUUUCCUACCCGGUCAAGAAAAGGCUGCGUCGACGAAGCCCCAUGCCACACGGCUGGCUUCACGUCCCGCGCCAUCGAAGAGACCGGGGUUCAGGUCCGGAAGCAGCUGACCGUUCGGACCUCAACACCCCGAAACACCUGCGGAACAGAUUCCAGCAGGGUGUUCUGUGCCGACAAAAAUCUUGCAUCAGUCGUCACCAGGGUUCUCAGAAGAAACUGGAGAGCCCUCGAGUCGUAUCUCGAGGGGUGUUGCGUCAUCUGCGGCCGAGGUGCAUCGAGGUGAUGCAUCGAGAUGAUGCAUUGCGUGAUGAGUCGAUGGAGCCGUCUGAAGACGGAACACGACGCCCUGCUGCUUCGAUGAUUCGUCUCGAGGAGGAGAAAGCGGAGGUCAAGAGGGAAAUAAUCGCAGACGAUGGAGAAGAAGAUGGGGAAAGUAUGACACAAAACGAGAAGCCCAAAGCCCUCAACGACUUUCGCCCAGUUGGGUUCUCAUCACCUUUUCUGAAAGCAUUUAAAUACUUCCUCCUGCAGCAGCUGAAUAAAUUUGGAGUGAUCUCGCCUGAUCUAUAUCAGUUUGCUUACCAAGUAUUUCGGUCAACUGAAGAUGCUAUUUUCACGAUCCUCCAGUACAUCAGCCGAGAAUUGAACGAACCUCAGCAGCGAAUAGCGACGUCUGGUUGCGUGAGCGUCUUUCUGUCCUUCCAUCUCAAUCCGCCCGACCACAACUUAGGGACUGAGUCAGGCUUUUUCGGAACUCGACCCGAUCGGUCCCGCCCAGCACCCGACCCGAAACCCGUUUGCUUCGCUGACCCGGCCGAUCGCGAUGGGCCAGCAGCCCUUGGAGGACUCGAACCUCCAGUGCACGGGGGCCCUGUUGGCGAGAGGCGUUCUCGAUUCUUCAUUCGAUGCACUCGGGUGCUCCAAAUUCAGACGACGUUCUGUGUGAUAACAAAGCGAUUCGGAGCCUACUACGUGCAGCGGUUCUACGGCGGGAACGCGUUGCUCUGCCUCUCGCCCUUCAACCCUCUCCGACGUGCAGCCGUCUGGGUCGUCACUCAGUCCUCCUUCGACAUCUUCAUCACGCUGGCCAUCAUCAUCAAUUGCGUCUUCCUUGCCAUGGUCGAUCCUCCGGCCGAAAGCGAGUACGUGUUUCUGGUGAUCUACAUGCUGGAGAUGAUGGUGAAAGUGUUGGCGAAGGGAUUCAUCAGCCACCAAUACACGUAUCUAAGAAACGGCUGGAACUGGUUGGACUUCAUCAUCAUUGUGACCAGCAUCGUGACCUUAUUCGCUCACACCACCGGGGAUUUCUCAGGACUUCGCUCUUUCCGGGUCCUCAGAGCCCUCAAAACCAUCUCCAUCUUCCCUGGGUUACGGACAAUCAUAAACGCCCUGCUGAGUUCGAUGUACCAACUGUUCGAUGUGAUGUUGUUGACGAUGUUUUGCCUGGCUGUGUUCGCCCUCUACGCCCUUCACGUCUUCUCUGGAGUCCUCCACAACAAGUGCGUCCGGGGAUUCUCGCCCGCCUCGACGGAAAACGUUUCGCUUCAGUUCUACGAGUCUGACACGGAUGGGGAGGGGGGGAAGUCCGUGAACAAGGAAACCAGACCAAUAGCACGUGCAAGAUCCAGUGAAUUGGCUGAUGUGGAACGAGGAGCCGGUUGUGUGCGGGAAUGGCACAGGCACAAGAUCGUCUUUUCCUUGACGUUCCGUAACGGUGUGUGCAAUUCUUAUACCAGGGAAUGUCCCUUGGGAUACACGUGCCUGCCGGACGUCGGAUCGAACCCGGACUUCGAUUACACGAAUUUCGACCAUUUUGGCUGGUCCAUACUCAAUACAUUCCGCCUGAUCACGCUCGACGUCUGGGAGGACAUCUACAACAAG
Molecule: messenger RNA, 2391 nt
Organism: Darwinula stevensoni
Lineage: Eukaryota; Metazoa; Arthropoda; Ostracoda; Podocopida; Darwinulidae
Source: the annotation of a GenBank genome assembly